CUCUUACAAGCUUUUCUCUCCAAAUACUUUACACACAGAAAAUGGGUUCUUUUCAAAGCUUAUGCUGGAUUAUUAAUUUGAUGAUUUCCCUCGUAGUUCUGGUUCCGACUAUUAGUCGAAGGGCUCGUUUAAUCCUGGGGGAAGAUUUCCGUUCACCGGAAAUACUUUCAGAGGACAGCGUUUACGCGACUCGAGCCACGGUGUUUCUUGUUGUUAUGUUUUGCAGGACUUUCUCCGUGUUGGCGACACAAGUGUUUUGAACCUGCGGUAAUAAAAUUAGAACAAAGUGCUGCCAUGGAAGAACUAAAGAAGAUGAUACCCAGGAACCGCCAUGCCGCCGCAAACUGCCGGAGAGGAAGGAUGAAGCUCUUAGCCUGAGUAAUCUCGUGUUUCAGUCGGCCAAACUGGGACAGCCAGGAGCAAGUGAAGAAGUCAAAUUCCCAACAAUCUCUGAAAGUAUUAACGGACGAGGAUCACUGUUGUGAUCCAUGUCAUCUGCGCUCCUGCGAUUCCAAGUAAAAGGGCAGCUGCAAUGUUUGCUUACAUGCCCACUACGCAGUCUGGUAUCUCUUUUAAUCAUUUUGGUUUCAUUAUUCUUAUACUGCCAUAUUCGAAUUAUACACUACCACAUUUGGAGUGUACCGUACUCUGCCUGUAUUAUUUUAUCUCAAUUUGUGAUAAUUUUAAUUGUUACCCUAUUCACAAUAAGCCUUGGUUUAAUCCCACUUAUUAUAAUUUAUGUCAUUGUAUGUGAUAGAAAGACAACUAUGAGAAACAAUAAUCCACUUAAAUCAAAACUAAAAUUGAUUAAAAGUGAUGAAAAUUUUAUUGCAGUUGUUUCUCAAAGUUGUAAAAUAAAUGAUGUGAAUGAAUGGUUGGUAGACUCCGGGGCCACCAAGCACAUUUGUAAAAACAAAAGUGCUUUUACCUCCUAUAGUACUACUAUGGGAGAUGAUGAAGAGCUCGUGUACCUAGCGGACUCAAAAACCGCAAAGGUGCAUGGUAAAGGGAAAGUUCUUCUUAAACUCACAUCGGAGAAAACUUUAUCACUAAAUGACGUACUUUAUGUGCCUGAGUUUCGGACUAAUUUAGUUUCUGUUUCUCUCUUGGUAAAAGCUGGGAUUAAAGUAUCUUUUGAUUGUAACAAAAUUGUUAUGAUAAAAAAUGAUGUUUUUGUUGGCAAAGGCUAUUGUAAGAAUGGACGUUAUGUGCUUAGUAUUCCGAAAUUAAUUCGUGAAAAUGCUUCUUAUUUGAUUGAUUCAUAUGAUGUGUGGCAUGCAAGAUUAGGACAUGUGAGUGACUCUUAUAUCAAUUUGUUGCGUGAUCGUGGUUUGAUUUCUAGUGGAAAGAAAUUGACACUGGAAAAAUGUGAUAUUUGUGUUGAAUCAAAACAAACCAAAAAAAUCAUAUCCUACCACACAUAGGGAAUCAGAACUGCUUGAGUUAAUUCACACGGAUUUGGGUGAUUUAAAAAAUACCAUGACAAGAGGUGGUAAUAAAUUUUAUGUCACCUUUAUUGAUGAUUUUUCGAGAUACACUACAGUUUAUUUGCUUAAAAGUAAAGAUGAGGCUUUUGACAAAUUUUUAGUGUAUAAAUCCGAGGUGGAAAAUCAAUUAAAUAAGAAGAUUAAGAGAGUGAGAUCGGAUAGAGGGGGCGAAUAUAUUUUAAUAAAUGAUUUUUGUGAGAGGGAAGGGAUUAUCCAUGAGAUAACUCCCCCGUAUUCGCCCGAAUCCAAUGGAAUAGCUGAAAGAAAAAAUAGGACAUUAAAGGAGAUAUUGAAUGCUCUUUUAAUUAGUUCUGGUGCGCCUGAUAAUCUGUGGGGGGAGGCUAUUCUUUCUGCUUGUCACUUACAAAACAGAAUUCCUUAUAAGCAUAAUAAGAGAACACCCUAUGAAUUGUGGAAAGGUCAUGCGCCUAAUUUGAAAUAUUUGAAAGUGUGGGGGUGUUUGGCUAAAGUCUUAUUGCCUGAUCCUAAGAAGAGGAAAAUUGGUUCUAAGACAUCUGAUUGCAUAUUUAUUGGUUAUGCUGAAUGUAGUGCUGCUUAUAGAUUUCUUGUUUUGAAAAGUGAUGUGCUUAAUUGCAAUACUAUUAUUGAAACAAAAAAUGCUGAAUUUUUUGAGAGUGUGUUUCCUUUAAAGCCAGAAUACAAGACCGUUGUGCCAUAUCGUGAAAGUGAGCCAUUAAAAGAAAAUAAUACUUUUAAUGAUGAACCCUCUAAUUUGAGAAGAAGUAAGAGGCCAAGGAUAGAAAAAUCUUUUGGAAAUGAUUUUUAUACAUAUCUUGUUAAUGAUGAACCUUUUACUUAUUCACAAGCUAUUUCAUCAAAAGAGGCUCCUUUUUGGCUUGAGGCAAUUCAAAAUGAAAUUGAAUCUAUUCAGAAAAAUAAAACUUGGAUUUUAACUGAAUUGCCUAAAGGGUGCAAACCAAUCGGAUGUAAAUGGAUUUUUAAAAAGAAAUUUAAUCCGGAUGGUUCUAUUGACAAAUAUAAAGCGAGGCUUGUGGCAAAAGGUUUUUCUCAAAAACAAGAUGUUGAUUAUUUUGAUACUUUUGCACCGGUAACGAGAAUAUCUUCCAUUAGAACUUUAAUUGCCUUGGCUUCUAUUCACAAACUUCUUAUCCAUCAAAUGGAUGUUAAAACGGCAUUUUUAAAUGGUGAAUUAGAGGAAGAAAUUUAUAUGAUGCAACCGGAGGGUCAUGUAGUUUCUGGACAGGAACACAAAGUGUGUAAGUUGGUCAAAUCUUUAUAUGGUUUGAAACAAGCUCCUAAACAAUGGAAUGAAAAAUUUGAUGAAGUAUUAUUAGCUCAUGGUUUUACCUCACUUGAAGUAGAUAAAUGUGUAUACACUAAAAUAAAAAAUGGUGUGUGCAUUAUUAUUUGCUUGUAUGUGGAUGACAUGCUAAUAUUUAGCAGCAACAUUGAGUUAAUAAAUGAGACAAAAUCAUUUCUUGCUUCAAAAUUUGAUAUGAAAGAUUUGGGUGAAGCAAAACUGCUUUUGGGUAUUAAAGUCAUAAGGAAGGAUGAUGGUAUUAUACUAUCUCAAGAGCACUAUGCUGAAAAACUUCUAAAGAAGUUUGGACAUUUCGAUGUCAAACCUGUGGAAAUCCCUUAUGACUCUAGUACACAUUUGAAAAAGCAUAGAGGUGAUCCUGAGGCUCAAUAUGAAUAUGCACAAAUAAUUGGGAGUUUAUUACACUUGAUGAACUAUACGAGACCCGACAUAGCUUAUGCUGUCGGAAGAUUGAGCCGAUAUACUCAUAACCCAAGUGGGGAUCAUUGGACCGCGUUGAGGCGGUUAUUGAGAUAUUUGAGAGGUACCAUGAAUUAUGGUAUAUUUUAUAGAGGUUUACCCGCUGUACUAGAGGGAUACAGCGAUGCUAACUGGGUCUCUGACUCAGAUGAGAUUAAAUCCAAUACUGGAUAUAUAUUCACCCUUGGAGGUGGUGCUAUUAUGUGGAAAUCAACUAAACAAUCUCUCAUUUCUAGAUCCACUAUGGAGUCCGAGCUAAUAGCUUUGGAAGUGACUAGUAGUGAGGCGGAGUGGUUGAAAAAUUUCUUAGCAGAAAUUCCGGUUGGUACAAAACCAACACCGUCAGUGUCUAUUCUUUGUGAUUGCCAAAGUGCAAUAAAUACUGCUAAGAAAAUGUGUUAUAAUGGGAAGAAUAGACACAUUCGUUUAAGACAUAAAGUCAUUAAACGGUUAUUAAAGAAUGGAAUUAUUUCCAUUAAUUUUGUGAGGUCAGAAGGAAAUUUAGCGGAUCCUUUGACUAAAGCCCUAGGACGAAAAAUGAUAAGUGAAACCUCGAGGGAAAUGGGACUUGUGUCACUUGAUUACAAAUAGGGAUGGUAACCCAACUUGUGUGAUUGGAGAUCCCAUGAAGCAAGUUCAUAUGGGUAAUAACAAGUCUUCUAUUUGUUCUGCUAGCCUUAUUACAAGUCCCUUUAUAUGGUGUGGAAGGCUAGACUGCAUUCGCUGUGAGGCUGAGCUAAAACUCUUAAUGAUUUUCAUAGCCCUUACGGGUGGUGUGUUAAGUGCAGAACACACUUGAUGAGAUCACCUAUAUGAGUGUGAGGUGGGGCCGCCUCCAUGAAGCCUUGACAACGCUUCUAGAGCACUCACGAACACCAGGCACGCGCACGGCCGAAAUGCGCACCACGGCGUUAACGCGAGGAGUUGUGCGGGGUGAGACAUGACCAUUAAGACCCUGAUUUACCAUAGUAGCUUCUUGGUUCAUAGAAACUAUACGUUUCACCAAAAGCUCGGUUUAUAAAGACUUAAUCGUCUCGGUUUGGUUCAUAGUCUACGGACACCAAACUUAAAGUCUCAUUCCUUUAAUCCAGCAAAUUUUGUAAAUGUUUUCCUCAAAAUUUUUAUUUGAAAUAUGUGGGGGAUUGUUGGAAAUAUAUAUAGAGUAUUUCAAAUAAAAACUUUUGAUUUAAUUAGUGUCUAAUUUAAUUAAUGACCGAGCACUUAUUUGACUAACUGGAGUGAACCGUUUUCUAACGUGCAUGUUUGCUAACGGAGUAAUAGAUGGCUGAGCUUCUUUCUCUCCUAUAAUUUUGGAUCAGUAACCAAUUAUUUUUCCAACUCCUUUUCUAUUAAUAAACAAGAAGCUCUGUACUCUAAGAUUACCAUCGAACAAAACUGCUCUUACAAGCUUUUCUCUCCAAAUACUUUACACACAGAAAAUGGGUUCUUUUCAAAGCUUAUGCUGGAUUAUUAAUUUGAUGAUUUCCCUCGUAGUUCUGGUUCCGACUAUUAGUCGAAGGGCUCGUUUAAUCCUGGGGGAAGAUUUCCGUUCACCGGAAAUACUUUCAGAGGACAGCGUUUACGCGACUCGAGCCACGGUGUUUCUUGUUGUUAUGUUUUGCAGGACUUUCUCCGUGUUGGCGACACAAGUGUUUUGAACCUGCAGUAAUAAAAUUAGAACAAAGUGCUGCCAUGGAAGAACUAAAGAAGAUGAUACCCAGGAACCGCCAUGCCGCCGCAAACUGCCGGAGAGGAAGGAUGAAGCUCUUAGCCUGAGUAAUCUCGUGUUUCAGUCGGCCAAACUGGGACAGCCAGGAGCAAGUGAAGAAGUCAAAUUCCCAACACUUACGUGCACGCUUCCUUUGACGACUACUGUGUUCUUGAGAUGCCCUAUAAAUCCGGGCAUGAAGAUUUGAAACUAGGAAGGCGUUUCUCCAUGGCCAUCAUCCUCCCCAAGGAAAAGAGAGGGUUGCUAAAACUAGCCGACAAAAUGAGAGAAAUUCCUCAUCUCAUGUCUCGCAAGAAUAUGCUGAAUAUGGAGUAUAAGACGAUUUCCAUCUUACAGGUUCCGAAGUUUACGCUCUCUUAUUGUUUUCAACCAAUGAAGAUAAUGAAAGAGUUGGGGCUAACAUCUUUCAUGGAUUCUGAAGAUAACCUUAUGGGUAUGGUGGAGGGAAUGUCACUGUUUGUCUCAAGAAUCACACAGCAUAGCCGAAUGGAAUGCAAUGAGACAGGUACAAAAGUGGUGAGUGUUACCGAUGAAUCAGACGAGGAAUUAGGCUUUUGCUUGUACCAUACACCGCCGCCACCAAUAAAAUUUAUAUGAGACGUCCAAACAAAGAAAGUAAAACCGAAAAAGAUGAAAUAGUAUUUAUUUAAAGCAGGAUUUUAAGAAAAUACUAAUACUAAUACUAAUAAUAAUAAAGAGCAAGUCGUCAUCUAGCAAUUUUCAUACUCCAUUUAUAAAAAUAAUACUCCAUAGAAAUUAGAUAACAAGUCCUACUUACAAUGAUUUCUGCAACGAUGGGAGGCUGGUUGAAAGGUUUGAGAGCCAAGUUGAGAAGGCGGGAGAAGAGAAUGGCCACCAUUAUCUGGAGGAGGAACAGAGGAAUUAUGGGUGUCAAUGGAUCAUAAUCGUUGUAGGACCAAAUCGGGUGCCGGUUGUAAGGGGUGGGGGAAAGUCUCGCCCGCCGCCGGAGAUGGAUGCGGUGGCGACUGGUAUAAUAAAGCCAGAGUGUUGACCAUGAAGGCUUCAGACUCCCCUGCUAGUGGCAGUGGAGUCUCCGGUGAAGGGAGACGUUCUAAUCUCGGGACCUUAUUUUCCACCAAAUUAUAUGAGGAUUGAUUCAUUCAUUGGUUUUGAAAUGUCUUUUUUUAUUUAUAAUUUGUGUUGAUUAGAUGCAUCAAUUGGAGCCAUCAAUUCAUCUUUUUUUCUAGCCGAC
Molecule: messenger RNA, 6191 nt
Organism: Cuscuta epithymum
Lineage: Eukaryota; Viridiplantae; Streptophyta; Magnoliopsida; Solanales; Convolvulaceae
Source: the annotation of a GenBank genome assembly